Molecule: messenger RNA, 942 nt
Organism: Trifolium pratense (red clover)
Lineage: Eukaryota; Viridiplantae; Streptophyta; Magnoliopsida; Fabales; Fabaceae
Product: RGG repeats nuclear RNA binding protein A-like
Exons: 1
Coding region: 1-789 (262 amino acids)
Cellular component (GO): cytoplasm; nucleus
Molecular function (GO): RNA binding
Source: RefSeq, a predicted model, not a curated record
AUGAAAUUCUCUUUCGAAGGAGAUUCUGGGUAUCCCACUGAGAGACGAGGUUAUGGUGCACCGCGUGCUCCUUAUCGUGUUGGAGGCGAGCGCCGCCGUGGAGGUUUCAGCAAUGGUGAAGCUGGUGAAGAAGGCCGCCCACGUAGGACAUUUGAUCGCCACAGUGGAAGUGGACGAGGUGGUGGAUUCAAACGUGAAGGUGCUGGACGAGGCAAUUGGGGAACUCAAUCUGAUGAAAUUGCCCAGGUGACUGAGGAAGUGUCAAAUGAGCCUGAAAAGAAUGUGGCUGAGGAGAAGCCUGCUGGCAACGAAGAUGCCACAGCUGAAGGAAAUAAGGAUGCUCCUGCUAAUGAAGCUGAAGAGAAGGAGCCUGAGGAUAAGGAGAUGACAUUGGAAGAAUAUGAGAAAGUGCUGGAAGAGAAAAGGAAAGCCCUUCAGGCACUCAAGACUGAAGGAAGAAAGGUGGAUACUAAGGAGUUUGAAUCCAUGAAGCCACUUUCAUGCAAGAAAGAGAAUGACGAGAUCUUUGCUAAACUGGGAUCUGACAAGGACAAACGCAAAGAUGCUUUUGAGAAAGAGAAAGCAAAGAAGGCCUUGAGCAUUAAUGAGUUUCUGAAGCCUGCUGAAGGAGAGAAGUAUUACAACCUAGGUGGACGUGGUGGCCGUGGAGGACGUGGCGGCCGUGGUGGUUCAAGAGGAGGAGGUUAUGGUGGAAAUGCUUACAGCAAUGUCCCAGCCCCAUCCAUUGAGGAUCCUGGGCAAUUCCCAACCUUGGGUGGUGGCAAGUGAGAUAUUUCAGUACCAUUUCCCCCUAUCCCUUUAUUUACCUUCAAUUUUGGGUUUUCUUCUUUGAACUUCUUUUAAGACAUUUUUUUUUCUCUUAAACUUCUUAAGACAACUUUGGUUAUUGGAUUCUCUUGAGUUAGAAAGUUUAUUUAACAU